This is a messenger RNA of Rangifer tarandus platyrhynchus (Svalbard reindeer), 978 nucleotides long. The record is from the annotation of a GenBank genome assembly. Lineage: Eukaryota; Metazoa; Chordata; Mammalia; Artiodactyla; Cervidae.
AUGAGGAGAAGCUGGACCGUUCAGGUAGAGGUGGAGGUGGAGAGCAUGGACAAGGCCGGCAACUUCAUCGGCUGGCUGCACAUCGACGGCGCCAACCUGUCCGUCUUGCUGGUGGAGCACGCACUCUCCAAGGUCCACUUCACCGCCGAGCGCAGCACCUACUACAAAUCCCUGCUGUCUGCCGAGGAGGCCGCCAAGCAGAAGAAGGAGAAGGUCUGGGCCCACUAUGAGGAGCAGCCCGUGGAGGAGGUGAUGCCCGUGCUGGAGGAGAAGGAGCGCUCGGCCAGCUACAAGCCGGUGUUUGUGACGGAGAUCACCGAUGACCUGCACUUCUAUGUGCAGGAUGUGGAGACAGGCACCCAACUGGAGAAGCUGAUGGAGAACAUGCGCAAUGAUAUUGCCAGCCACCCUCCCGUCGAGGGCUCCUAUGCCCCCCGCCGGGGUGAAUUCUGCAUCGCCAAAUUCGUAGACGGAGAAUGGUACCGUGCCCGAGUGGAGAAAGUUGAGUCUCCUGCCAAAGUACACGUCUUCUACAUCGACUACGGCAACAGGGAGAUCCUGCCGUCCACCCGCCUGGGCACCCUGCCACCUGCCUUCAGCACCCGCGUGCUACCAGCUCAAGCCACAGAGUAUGCCUUUGCCUUCAUCCAGGUGCCCCAAGAUGAGGAUGCUCGGACCGACGCGGUGGACAGUGUGGUGCGGGACAUCCAGAACACGCAGUGCCUGCUCAACGUGGAGCAUCUGAGUGCCGGCUGCCCGCACGUCACCCUGCAGUUCGCUGACUCCAAGGGGGAUGUGGGGCUGGGCUUGGUGAAGGAGGGGCUAGUCAUGGUGGAGGUGCGCAAGGAGAAGCAGUUCCAGAAAGUGAUCACAGAAUACCUGAACGCCCAGGAGUCAGCCAAGAGCGCCAGGCUGAACCUGUGGCGCUACGGAGACUUCCGAGCUGAUGACGCAGAUGAGUUUGGCUACAGCCGCUAA